UUUUAUUUUACAAUGUAUAUAACAGUAACAAUCGUAAAAAGUAACUUGUUCAGAUACGCGUAGGUCGUAAUUCCAUAUAAAUACGUGGAAGCUAAUAAAAUUUAAUAGUGGAUGGCGGUCGCACACCAGUGAAUCAGCGAGGGAAGAAUGAGAGAGGGACAGGAAGCGAGAGAGAGAGAUUGUAAACGGUUGUCAACAAGUAGCAAAGACUUGUACUCGCAGAACGGACGAGUUUAGGAUGGUCAGAGAAACGGGAGAGUCGAAUCGAACGUAAGCCGCGUCUCUUCUGGCCUCUUCUCUCUAUCUUCUUUUAUGCAAGCGUGACGCGUGUCCAGGGAAUAAACUGCCGAAAGUGUAUAUUGUCGGAAGUAGCGCGAGGGAGACGCACGAGAGACGUCGAGAGAAACGAGCCCUCCUCCUGCCCGAAACACACAAGACUUUGAUGAAUGUCUGAGAGUGACUACGAUUCAGCGAACGAGUACACAAGCCUGAUGGACGGUCACGUCGCGGAGUCUCGCACGGACGACCUGAUCCUGGGCAACGAGCGUCGGAAGGGCCGCUCCAGAAGUGCCAACGAAGAGGUGGAGAAUGGGAUUCCCGAGGUGCACAUCGAGACGCCAGGCACGGCUGUCGCCCGAUCGAACAGACGCGGCACGUCCGGUAGCAGUAAUCAAAACAGACUGAGGCACUACAGGGAGGAGGAGGAGGAGGAGGAGCUGAAGUACGGCGCGGCGCAUGUGAUCAAACUCUUCGUUCCCGUUUCGCUGUGUAUGCUGGUCGUGGUGGCCACCAUCAGCUCAGUCCAUUUCUACACGACCAAGGGAAUGUACUUAGUAUACACUCCGUUUCACGAGGACAGCGCCGACACGAGUACCAAAGUCUGGCAGGCGUUCGCCAACUCGCUGAUUCUCAUGAGCGUCAUUGUGUUUAUGACUGUGAUACUUAUCAUCCUUUACAAAUACAGAUUUUACAAAGUCAUACACGGCUGGCUGAUUAUAAGCUCUCUACUGUUGCUUUCAAUGUUCUCCGCUCUGUAUUGCGAGCAAGUGUUGAAAGCUUAUAACAUUCCAAUGGAUUUCUUCACACUGUGUAUAGGCUUGUGGAAUUUCGGCGUGGUCGGAAUGAUUUGCAUUCACUGGAACGGCCCGUUGCAACUUCAACAGGCAUAUCUGAUCUUCAUCUCCGCCCUGAUGGCGCUCGUUUUCAUCAAGUAUCUACCCGAAUGGACGGCGUGGGUUGUGCUCGGUGUCAUAAGUAUUUGGGACUUGAUUGCGGUUUUAACACCGAAGGGUCCACUAAGGAUACUCGUGGAAACGGCGCAGGAGCGAAACGAAUCUAUUUUCCCUGCUCUAAUAUAUUCUUCCACCAUCUUAUACUCGUUUACCGUCACUUACGCCGGGUACGUGCAAGCAGCUACAAUGGCGUCCGGAGACACCGCGGAGUCUCCCACGCGCGGUCAGGCGGACAAUCAAAAUAAUCAAGCGUCAGGCGACACGGAAGAGGGAGGUUUCACUCCCGAAUGGGUAGAGACGCACGACGAGCGUAGCACGCGGCGCGCCCAAGAGGUACGCGAGAACUCGGUCGCGACUAGGGAAAGCGCGAGACAGCAGGACAGUCGUCCGCAAGGACAAGGAGGCGCCGCGGCCGAGGAGGAACGCGGGGUCAAGCUGGGCCUCGGGGAUUUCAUCUUUUAUAGCGUGCUCGUUGGAAAGGCGUCCAGCUACGGGGACUGGAACACCACGUUGGCUUGCUUCGUCGCUAUUCUUAUUGGCCUCUGUCUGACACUGCUGCUGCUGGCCAUAUUCAAGAAAGCGCUGCCCGCACUACCGAUUUCCAUCACGUUUGGUUUGACGUUUUAUUUUGCCACGAGAGUGAUUGUUGCGCCGUUUGCCGACAGUUUAGCGAGCGAGCAAGUGUUUAUUUAAAAAUUGAGGUAUGACAAGCUAUUAUUUAGUAUAUUAUUUAGUAUAAUUUAUUGCAAAAAUCGAAUAUCGAGGGAAAUAUCAAUGCCCGUUUAUUUACGUUUUGUUAUCCACCGUACCAUCUUUAAUUAUCGUGUUUCUCGAAUUCUGGUCUAUUUCUUUUAAAAAUAUCAUUCACGGAAAUUCACAUUUCUGUGUACUUUUUUUGGGGAGGGAAUUUUUUAAACAAAUCGAAACGAAAAGUACCUACACUUUUAGAUGUUUAUCAGAUAAUCAAGUGUAUCAAGUGUGUGGUUAUGUGGGUGUAUGUAUGCGUGCCGUAAAAUGCUCAGAAAAGAGAAAUAGUAAUUUAAAUUUCGAAUGUAGGACAAAGGAGUAGAAUAGAGAACGAUAGAGGAUGUAAUAUUACUUAGUAUUUUUCUAUGCGAAGCGAAUUCACGAGAAGCCGCGCCUCGUUGCGAAGAUCAGGCGAAAUUUACACUUUCAUCGCGGCGAUUAUAUGUGAUACACAGACGGCAGGAGAAAUGCGCUGCAUAUUAUAACAAUUUAUUGUACUCCAUUGUUACACUUAUGGAACAUAUAGGUCUCGUAGGUUCGUGUAUAAAAAAAAUGGAUAACGAUGAAAUCGUACGAAACGCGAGGUAAUGUCCGUUGGAAUAAGUAAUAACUGCCUCGUUAUACGACACAUCUUUCGAUUAGUAAUUCGCAGUAUUGCACCUUCGAAAAGCGGUGCCGUCGCUCUAGGAGCGUCGAGUUCGCUGUUUACUAAUUAUUAAUCGUUAGCCAGGAUGAAUCUGAUGAGGUUUUCUCGAGUUCAGGUUUACACACAGCCAUGGAAUAAAUACCUUUUUUUUUUUUAAUCGUACUACCGAAAAGCAUAUUUAUCAUACUUGUGGCGCUUAGUGUUUUUUUUUAUUAUAUAGAUUUUAUUUUAACGUGCUAAAUAUAAUAGCGUUUUCUCGAAGCCGAAAGUGUAAUUUUUUUUCUCUUCCGUUACAUCUCUUGAACAUCCGGUGAGAAUACAGGCCGAAAUGUCCUGGCUAUGUAACGAACAAGCAACAUUUUAUGUUAUCUCAAGGUGAUUUUGCCCCAAUAAGAUACUUUUUGAUAAACUUUAAUACUUCGAUCGUAUACAGCCCGAUCGAUCAAUCCAUAGCAAUUGCGACGAUAUUCUUCGAAAAAUCGAAAUAGUUAUCGCUGAUCAACACUUUGGUUUAGUACUAAUAUUCAAAUAAACGCUAAUAUCUGCAUAACAACUUCAA
Wasmannia auropunctata (little fire ant) is the source of this 3184-nucleotide messenger RNA. It is a transcript of the gene Psn, whose product is annotated as presenilin-1. Bases 447 to 1925 code for a protein of 492 amino acids. Gene Ontology annotation, cellular component: nucleus; membrane raft; neuromuscular junction. The record is from RefSeq and is a predicted model, not a curated record. Gene Ontology annotation, biological process: amyloid-beta metabolic process; protein processing; Notch receptor processing. The transcript has 8 exons. Gene Ontology annotation, molecular function: aspartic endopeptidase activity, intramembrane cleaving. NCBI's taxonomy places the organism in Eukaryota, Metazoa, Arthropoda, Insecta, Hymenoptera, Formicidae.